Macrobrachium nipponense is the source of this 1620-nucleotide messenger RNA. RefSeq names its product nascent polypeptide-associated complex subunit alpha, muscle-specific form-like. The coding region runs from base 1 to 1620 and encodes 539 amino acids. The record is from RefSeq and is a predicted model, not a curated record. The transcript is spliced from 4 exons. NCBI's taxonomy places the organism in Eukaryota, Metazoa, Arthropoda, Malacostraca, Decapoda, Palaemonidae.
AUGGUUGACUUUCUUCCCACCCGAUCAAAACGUCAGAAUUGGAAAAUGCUACUGGAGCUCCAGGGAUUCCGCAGAACCUCAUUUCGGCUUCGAUGCGUUUUUUUUCAGAUUCCUGGCGGAGCCUCCUUUCGGAAGGACUUGGAGCGACUGAAGGCUCCUCUUGAAGACUUCGGCGGCUUCAGCAGAAACCAUGCAAAGGGAGACGACUUGAAAGACGCCAUCACCCCUCCACAACUAGUAGACUCCAGGGGACAAGACACCCACCAUGCCCUGACCCCAGAAGAUGCCAGCACCCUUCCACAACUAUUAGACUCCUGGGGACAAGACACCCACCAUGCCCUGACCCCAGUAGAUGCCAGCACCCUUCCACAACUAUUAGACUCUAGGGGACAAGACACCCACCAUGCCCUGACCCCAGCAGACGCCAUCACCCCUCCACAACUAUUAGACUCCAGGGGACAAGACACCCACCAUGCCCUGACCCCAGCAGAUGGCUGCACCCCUCCACAACUAUUAGACUCCAGGGGACAAGACACCCACCAUGCCCUGACCCCAGCAGAUGCCAUCACCCCUCCACAACUAUUAGACUCCAGGGGACAAGACACCCACCAUGCCCUGACCCCAGCAGAUGCCAUCACCCCUCCACAACUAGUAGACUCCAGGGACGCCAUCACCCCUCCACAACUAGUAGAGUCCAGGGGACAAGACACGCACCAGGCCCUGACCCCAACAGACGCCAGAACCCCUCCACAACUAAUAGACUCCAGGGGACAAGACACCCACCAGGCCCUGACCCCAACAGACGCCAGAACCCCUCCACAACUAAUAGACUCCAGGGGACAAGACACCCACCAGGCCCUGACCCCAACAGACGCCAGAACCAUCACAACUAAUAGACUCCAGGGGACAAGACACCCCACCAGCCUGACCCCAACAGACGCCAGAACCCCUCCACAACUAAUAGACUCCAGGGGACAAGACACCCACCAGGCCCUGGACCCCAAACAGACGCAGACCCCUCCACAACUAGUAGACUCCAGGGGACAAGACACCCACCAUGCCCUGACCCCAGUAGACGCCAGCACCCCUACACAAAAACUAAUAGGACUCCAAGGACAAGACACCCACCAUGCCCUGACCCCAGUAGACGGCCAGCACCCUACACAACUAUUAGACUCCAGGGGGACAAGACACCCACCAGGCCCUGACCCCAAUGCCAGCACCCCUCCACAACUAUUAGACUCCAGGGGACAAGACACCCACCAUGCCCUGACCCCAGUAGACGCCAGCACCCCUACACAACUAUUAGACUCCAGGGGACAAGACACCCACCAUGCCCUGACCCCCAGUAGACGCCAGCACCCCUCCACAACUAGUAGACUCCAGGGGACAAGACACCCACCAUGCCCUGACCCAGCAGAUGCCUGCACCCCUCCACAACUAGUAGACUCCAGGGGACAAGACACCCACCAUGCCCUGACCCCAGCAGAUGCCAGCACCCCUCCACAACUAUUGGACUCCAAGGGACAAGACACCCACCAUGCCCUGACCCCAGCAGAUGCCAGCACCCCUCCACAACUAGUAGACUCCAGGGGACAAGACCCACCCACCAUGCCCUGA